AUGGUAGAUGAGAAAGGAAAGAACAUGAAAUGUCUCACCUUCUUCUUGAUGCUUCCAGAGACGGUCAAGAACAGGUCUAAGAAGAGCUCUAAGAAAGGAAAUAGCAGCAGCAGUAGCAACAGCAAAUUGCCUCCAGUUUGCUAUGAAAUCAUUACCUUGAAGACCAAAAAGAAGAAGAAGAUGGCUGCUGAUAUUUUUCCCCGAAAGAAACCAGCUACCACUAAUACAACUGCUGUCCAGCAGUACCAUCAGCAAAAUCUCAAUAACAACAACACUAUUCCUGCACCUAAUUGGCAAGGACUUUAUCCAACCAUCAGAGAGAGAAAUGCAGUGAUGUUCAACAAUGACUUGAUGGCAGAUGUUCAUUUUGUGGUCGGGCCACCAGGUGGGACCCAGCGGCUGCCAGGACACAAAUAUGUCCUGGCUGUUGGGAGCUCUGUAUUCCAUGCGAUGUUUUACGGAGAGCUGGCUGAGGACAAAGAUGAAAUCCGUAUACCAGAUGUUGAGCCUGCUGCUUUUCUUGCAAUGCUGAAGUACAUCUAUUGUGAUGAGAUCGAUUUGGCCGCAGACACCGUCCUGGCCACUCUUUAUGCUGCCAAGAAGUACAUUGUCCCUCAUCUGGCCCGCGCCUGCGUCAACUUCCUCGAGACAAGCCUGAGUGCAAAGAAUGCCUGCGUGCUGCUCUCCCAGAGCUGCUUGUUCGAGGAACCUGACCUGACCCAGCGCUGCUGGGAAGUGAUUGAUGCCCAAGCCGAGCUCGCUUUGAAGUCUGAGGGCUUCUGCGACAUUGAUUUUCAGACGCUUGAAAGCAUUCUCCGAAGGGAGACUCUGAAUGCCAAAGAAAUUGUUGUUUUUGAGGCAGCUCUGAACUGGGCUGAAGUGGAGUGCCAGCGACAAGAGCUGAUGGCCACCAUAGAGAACAAGCGCAAGGUGCUGGGCAAGGCUCUCUACCUGAUCCGCAUCCCUACCAUGGCUCUCGAUGACUUCGCCAACGGCGCCGCUCAGUCCGGGAUCCUGACCCUCAACGAAACCAACGACAUCUUUCUCUGGUACACGGCUGCCAAAAAGCCGGAGCUGCAGUUUGUCAGCAAACCCCGGAAAGGCCUCGUCCCUCAGCGCUGCCACCGCUUCCAGUCGUGCGCCUACCGCAGCAACCAGUGGCGCUACCGGGGCCGCUGUGACAGCAUCCAGUUUGCUGUCGAUAAGAGAGUGUUCAUUGCUGGCUUUGGGCUCUACGGCUCCAGCUGCGGCUCGGCAGAGUACAGUGCCAAGAUUGAACUGAAGCGACAAGGAGUUAUCCUGGGCCAGAACUUGAGUAAAUACUUCUCGGAUGGUUCUAGUAACACUUUUCCCGUCUGGUUUGAAUAUCCAGUGCAGAUCGAGCCUGACACUUUUUACACAGCAAGCGUGAUUCUGGAUGGUAAUGAACUCAGCUAUUUUGGACAAGAAGGAAUGACAGAAGUUCAGUGUGGGAAGGUGACUGUUCAGUUUCAGUGCUCCUCGGACAGUACAAAUGGCACAGGGGUACAGGGAGGACAAAUUCCUGAACUCAUAUUUUACGCUUGA
This is a messenger RNA of Cinclus cinclus, 1566 nucleotides long. RefSeq names its product BTB domain containing 3 (gene BTBD3). Gene Ontology annotation, biological process: neurogenesis; dendrite morphogenesis; cerebral cortex development. Gene Ontology annotation, cellular component: cytosol. Lineage: Eukaryota; Metazoa; Chordata; Aves; Passeriformes; Cinclidae. The transcript is spliced from 4 exons. Gene Ontology annotation, molecular function: protein binding. The record is from RefSeq and is a predicted model, not a curated record. The coding region runs from base 1 to 1566 and encodes 521 amino acids.